Molecule: messenger RNA, 6231 nt
Organism: Closterium sp. Naga37s-1
Lineage: Eukaryota; Viridiplantae; Streptophyta; Zygnematophyceae; Desmidiales; Closteriaceae
Source: the annotation of a GenBank genome assembly
AUGAGCUCCAACAGGCGCCACGCCCACCGAUCGCUCGCCAAUGGACCCUCGUCGCCCACCCGCGCAACCAUUCCCCCGGCCUUCCCCCGAGACGCCUCUCCGACCCCCAGAGGCGGAAGCGGAGGGCGCAAGCCGACCAAGAGUAGGCUCGAGAGCAGUGCUGGUCAUCACGCCUCCGCUUACGUCAGCAACCCUAAUUCUGCCGGACCAGCCCGGACCCACCAGCAGCAGCAGCCGCAGCAGCAGGGCGAGGCUUCUGUGCUUAUCGGGACUGUCUCUACCGGGGUUAAGAGAGGGGAUUCCAGCGUGACUGUCAGUGCGACGGGUAGGAAGGCAGGUGGGGAGAAGGGGGAUUCGGACUCCGGGCAGUUGCGGCUCACGGGGCGAGGCAGCUCGACUGGUAAGAGCAGCGGCGGGGAGGACGGGGGGCUGUCCAACAGCAGCAACGCCCGAAGCAGCAGCAGCAGCAGCAGCAACAGGGGGGUAAGCAACAGCAGCAGCGGCAACAGCAGUAGCAGCGGUGGCAGCGGUGGCAGCGGAAGCAGCGGAUGCAGCAAGGGGGGGGAGAUGGGGACGGGGGGCGUGCGGGAGGUGAGGGUGGAGGCGAUGUUCUUCGUGCACAUGUGCGUCUUCCUCGCCAUCCAGCUGCUCUGCCUCCACCGCUCCGCACUCCACGAUAUCAACUACCACGUCGUGCUUCUGGUCUGUCUGCUUCUCCUGCGCCGCAUAGUCGCCUGUUUCAUUGACUUCCACCAACCUGCCGCCAAUAAAGCUCCCCAAGCUGCCACCUUUCGGCCUGCCAAUAGCAGCAGUGCUAGCAGUAGCUUCCUCAGUCGGCUCUUCCUCCUGAGUAGCAGGAGGAACGAAAGCGCCAUUCCACCUCCUGCCUCUCUCAGCGGUGCUGGCAACGCCACGUCUUCCGCAGCGGACAGAGUAGGUGAUAGUGUAGCUCCUAGUGCGGUUAGAAGUGCAAAAGAAGCAGUCACCAGCGGUACAAAGGCGUGGAGGGUGAAGGGCAAGGCCGGGCGGGGAGGGGAUGAAGAAACGGCUGGUGCUGACGGUGCUGCUGCCAGGGAGUCGUUUCCUUUGACUGGUAGCGGCAUGGUGGCAGGGGAUGGAGUAAUCAAGGCAGGCAAUCACCACCCCACGGAUAGUUGUAGUGAAAGCGGUGGAAGCACCAUCGGCGCAGGAGGGGCAGGUGGUGUGGCGGAUUGCGCUGGGCAACAGCUCAUCGCAGGAGGGACAGGUGGUUCAGGCAAUGAGCUGUUGCCGGGAGACGAUGCGACAGAGAAGGGGAACUCUCUGCUUGAUCCGGGGCUUGCUGAUCCGGCAAGAGGCUCGGGGCAUGGGCAGUGGGAGCACCAUGUCUUUCCGCCCAUGGGCGUCGUCACUGGCACCUGCAGCUCCCUGCUUCUGGUGGGGCUGUACGUGGCGGCCGUGGCUCUCCUCGCGCUCAAGCUCUCCCUCACCCUCCCCUGGCAGUCGCAGCUGCUCCUCUUCGUCCCGCCCGUUUGCUACGCCAUCAUUGUCGCGCUGCUCAACCACCAGAUCAGUCUAAACUCGCACUCGCACUCCUCCCCUCCCUCCUCCAUCCCUCACACCUCCACAUCUCUGCACGACUGCACAGCCCCACAGAAAAUUCACACGGCUGGUGCUGCUUGUGCUGCUCCUCAUGCGGCAGUAGCAACGCCCUGCCAGCAGCCAAGCGCUGCGGCGCUGGCCCAAGCUGCUGAUGCGCCUGGUGCUCGUGGAGGCGUGCAUGGGGAGCUACCUGGUGGGGGUCCUCCCCAUCCAAGGCACCCAUCCCAAGCUGCUGAUGCGCCUGGUGCUCGUGGAGGCGUGCAUGGGCAGCUACCUCGUGGGCAUCGUCCCCAUCCAAGGCACCCACGUGAGUCACUCUCUGCUCUUGCUUCUAUGCUCAAACUUUUCUCAUGCAUGGACUGGACACCCAAGUGUGUGGAGUGGAUUUUGCCUCAACCCCAAGCUGCUGACGCGGCUGGCGCUCGUGGAGGCGUGUAUGCGCAGCUAGGGGUCGUCCCCAUCCAAGGCACUUACGUGAAUCAAAGGCAGCAUUCAACCCCUCGCAUGCAACACCUCGCAUGCAACCCUCGCAUGCAACCCUCGCGUGCAACCCUCGCGUGCAACCCUCACAUGCAACCCUCGCAUGCAACCCUCGCAUGCAACCCCUCGCAUGCAACCCUCGCAUGCAACCCUCGCGUGCAACCCUCGCGUGCACCCCUCGCGUGCACCCCUCGCGUGCACCCCUCGCGUGCAACCCUCGCACCCCUCGCGUCCACCCCUCGCGUGCACCCCUCGCGUGCACCCCUCGCGUGCACCCCUUGCGUGCACCCCUCGCGUGCACCCCUCGCGUGCACCCCUCGCGUGCAGCCCUCGCGUGCAACCCUCGCGUGCAACCCUCGCGUGCACCCCUCGCGUGCACCCCUCGCGUGCACCCCUCGCGUGCAACCCUCGCAUGCAACCCCCUCGCGUGCAUCCCUCGCGUGCACCCCUCGCGUGCACCCCUCGCGUGCACCCCUCGCGUGCACCCCUCGCGUGCACCCCUCGCGUGCACUCCUCGCGUGCACCCCUCGCAUGCACCCCUCGCGUGCAGCCCUCGCGUGCACCCCUCGCGUGCAACCCUCGCGUGCAACCCUCGCGUGCACCCCUCGCGUGCACCCCUCGCGUGCACCCCUCGCGUGCAACCCUCGCAUGCAACCCCCUCGCGUGCAACCCUCGCGUGCAACCCUCGCGUGCAACCCUCGCGUGCAACCCUCGCGUGCAACCCUGGCGUGCAACCCUCGCGUGCAACCCUGGCGUGCAACCCUCGCGUGCACCCUUCGCGUGCACUUCUCGCGUGCACCCCUCGCGUGCACCCCUCGCGUGCACCCCUCGCGUGCACCCCUCGCGUGCACCCCUCGCGUGCACCUCUCGCGUGCACCCCUCGCGUGCACCCCUCGCGUGCAGCCCUCGCGUGCAACCCUCCCGUGCAACCCUCGCGUGCACCCCUCGCGUGCACCCCUCGCGUGCAACCCUCGCGUGCAGCCCUCGCGUGCAACCCUCGCGUGCAACCCUCGCGUGCAACCCUCACAUGCAACCCUCGCAUGCAACCCUCGCAUGCAACCCCUCGCAUGCAACCCUCGCAUGCAACCCUCGCGUGCAACCCUCGCGUGCACCCCUCGCGUGCACCCCUCGCGUGCAACCCUCGCACCCCUCGCGUGCACCCCUCGCGUGCACCCCUCGCGUGCACCCCUCGCGUGCACCCCUUGCGUGCACCCCUCGCGUGCACCCCUCGCGUGCACCCCUCGCGUGCACCCCUCGCGUGCAACCCUCGCACCCCUCGCGUGCACCCCUCGCGUGCACCCCUCGCGUGCACCCCUCGCGUGCACCCCUCGCGUGCAACCCUCGCAUGCAACCCCCUCGCGUGCACCCCUCGCGUGCACCCCUCGCGUGCACCCCUCGCGUGCAACCCUCGCACCCCUCGCGUGCACCCCUCGCGUGCACCCCUCGCGUGCACCCCUCGCGUGCAACCCUCGCGUGCAACCCUCGCGUGCAACCCUCGCGUGCAACCCUGGCGUGCAACCCUCGCGUGCACCCCUCGCGUGCACUUCUCGCGUGCACCCCUCGCGUGCACCCCUCGCGUGCACCCCUCGCGUGCACCCCUCGCGUGCAACCCUCGCGUGCACCCCUCGCGUGCAGCCCUCGCGUGCACCCCUCGCGUGCAGCCCUCGCGUGCAACCCUCGCGUGCAACCCUCGCGUGCAACCCUCGCGUGCAUCCCUCGCGUGCACCCCUUGCGUGCAGCCCUUGCGUGCACCCCUCGCGUGCACUUCUCGCGUGCACCCCUCGCAUGCAACCCCCUCGCGUGCAACCCUCGCGUGCACCCCUCGCGUGCAGCCCUCGCGUGCAACCCUCGCGUGCAACCCUCGCGUGCAGCCCUCGCGUGCACCCCUCGCGUGCACCCCUCUCGUGCACCCCUCGCGUGCAACCCUCUCGUGCAACCCGCGCGUGCACCCCUCGCGUGCACCCCUCGCGUUCACCCCUCGCGUUCACCCCUCGCGUGCACCCCUCGCGUGCAACCCUCGCGUGCAGCCCUCGCGUGCACCCCUCGCGUGCAACCCUCGCGUGCAACCCUCGCGUGCACCCCUCGCGUGCACCCCUCGCGUGCACCCCUCGCGUGCAGCCGUCGCGUGCAGCCCUCGCGUGCAACCCUCGCGUGCAACCUUGCGUGCACCCCUCGCGUGCAGCCCUCGCGUGCAACCCUCGCGUGCAACCCUCGCGUGCACCCCUCGCGUGCACCCCUCGCGUGCACCCCUCGCGUGCAACCCUCGCGUGCACCCCUCGCAUGUACCCCUCGCGUGCAACCCUCGCGUGCAGCCCUCGCGUGCACCCCUCGCGUGCACCCCUCGCGUGCACCCCUCGCGUGCAACCCUCUCGUGCAACCCGCGCGUGCACCCCUCGCGUGCACCCCUCGCGUUCACCCCUCGCGUUCACCCCUCGCGUGCACCCCUCGCGUGCACCCCUCGCGUGCAGCCCUCGCGUGCAGCCCUCGCGUGCAGCCCUCGCGUGCAACCCUCGCGUGCAACCCUCGCGUGCACCCCUCGCGUGCAGCCCUCGCGUGCAACCCUCGCGUGCAACCCUCGCGUGCACCCCUCGCGUGCACCCCUCGCGUGCACCCCUCGCGUGCAACCCUCGCGUGCACCUCUCGCGCGCACCCGUCGCGUGCACCCCUCGCGUGCACCCCUCGCGUGCACCCCUCGCGUGCACCCCUCGCGUGCACCCCUCGCGUGCACCCCUCGCGUGCACCCCUCGCGUGCACUUCUCGCGUGCACCCCUCGCAUGCAACCCCCUCGCGUGCACCCCUCGCGUGCACCCCUCGCGUGCACCCCUCGCGUGCAACCCUCGCGUGCAACCCUCGCGUGCAACCCUCGCGUGCAGCCCUCGCGUGCACCCCUCGCGUGCACCCCUCGCGUGCACCCCUCGCGUGCAACCCUCUCGUGCAACCCGCGCGUGCACCCCUCGCGUGCACCCCUCGCGUUCACCCCUCGCGUUCACCCCUCGCGUGCACCCCUCGCGUGCAACCCUCGCGUGCAGCCCUCGCGUGCACCCGUCGCGUGCAACCCUCGCGGGCAACCCUCGCGUGCACCCCUCGCGUGCACCCCUCGCGUGCUCGCGUGCAGCCCUCGCGUGCAGCCCUCGCGUGCAGCCCUCGCGUGCAACCCUCGCGUGCAACCCUCGCGUGCACCCCUCGCGUGCAGCCCUCGCGUGCAACCCUCGCGUGCAACCCUCGCGUGCACCCCUCGCGUGCACCCCUCGCGUGCACCCCUCGCGUGCAACCCUCGCGUGCACCCCUCGCGUGCACCCCUCGCGUGCAACCCUCGCGUGCAACCCUCGCGUGCACCCCUCGCGUGCACCCCUCGCGUGCACCCCUCGCGCGCACCCGUCGCGUGCACCCGUCGCGUGCACCCCUCGCGUGCACCCCUCCCGUGCACCCCUCGCGUGCACCCCUCGCGUGCACCCCUCGCGUGCACCCCUCGCGUGCACCCCUCGCGUGCAACCCUCGCGUGCACCCCUCGCGUGCACCCCUCGCGUGCAACCCUCGCGUGCAACCCUCGCGUGCAACCCUCGCGUGCACCCCUCGCGUGCACCCCUCGCGGGCACCCCUCGCGUGCAACCCUCGCGUGCAACCCUCGCAUGCACUAGUGAGCCGCCUCUCAUGCUGUCUGCUGCUGGUGUUCGCGUUUGUGGGGGCGGCCAUGCUGCUUAUGAAGGAGGCGGUGCUGCGUCCCCCCUCAAACCCCCCCCCUCCCUCUACACCCCCAACCUGUCUUUUCAGAUGCACGAGGACAUACUAGUGAGCCGCCUCUCUUGCUGUCUGCUGCUGGGGUACGCGUUUGUGGGGGCGGCCAUGCUGUUGCUCAUGAAGGAGGCGGUGCUGCGGCGGGAGCAGGUGGAGUAUGUGGCAGCACACCUGGGGUGCUGGCACCGCGUGGACGUACCAAAUUUCACCAUCAGCAGGGACGUGGCGGAGUGGAACCCCCACAGUGUGCCGUACAGUGAGGGAGCCAUUGUGCAGCGAGGGGGGCGUCUCUUUGUGGGUCUCGGCAGGUUCAACACCGCCCAGCCCGGCUCGCUCUCCGCCGCCCUCCUCUUUCUGCUGCACCACCAGCCGCUUGUCUUCUCCAACUGGGUCGUCGGCACUCAGAUCUGCGUCUCGGUGAGCACCCAGGCUUAG